AAGAAAAAAAUGCUGAUAACAGUAAUAAACGGUAGAGCGUGAUUACUGCUGAUUUACAUAAAGCAUUCCGAUUUCCAUUUUCCGUCUUUCCGACAUUCAUCGUGUAUAGUUUUAUAUGCUAGAAUAUAGACGUCAGCCAUAGACACUCGUUGUGUAUUGUUUUUACCGUUGCUAUUAGCUACGUUGUCGGUUAUAUUGUUACCACCGUUUGAUGCGUUGACGCUUGUCAGUUAUUAUUUUUAUAUACAUAUUUGCUAAUUGCUAAUAUUUCUGGACAGUAAACGCCAUACUGAUAUAGUGAUUAAUGCAGUAGGCAGUCAUUUGUUCGUCGAAGAAAUCUUACUGUCCAUUAAAAGUUUUUGUUCGACAAAAUAUGUGGAAUAUUGUGGAAUUUGAUGACAGUACAGUACAAAUAGUACCAGAUUGCUGGGUAUCUUCUGACCAAAAAACGUGUUACUGGCCUCCAAAUGGACUAUUUAAAUCAAAUACAAACUACCUCAAAGAUGUAAAAAAAUGUGUUUCACCUUCUAUUAAUUGGUCCAUUUACAAUGUACUCUUAGUUCUCGGAAAAUAUGAUAAUUUUGAAAAAGCUUUAAAAAAAUUAAAAAAGGCUGAAGAUCAUACAGAUUUAACAACUGAUGUAGAAAAGGAAAAAAAAAAUCGUAAAAACAGGAAAAAGAAAAAAUAUUCAUCAAGUUCAAGUGAGGAACUAAAUCCAACAAAAAUCAAUAUCAAACCUCUGCCUGAACCACCUACAGUAUCAAAUGUGAAUUUAAAUAAAACAUCCACAUCUAAGUUUCAUAAUUCUAUCCAUCAGACUACAACACCAUCUUUAGCACAUAAUAAACAAAUAGAAUGGUCGACAUUGUUUUAUUCAUCUGAAGAAUCAAUGUCAAGCGAUGGAUCUUUAAGUUCAGAUGAACUAGAUAAAAAUGAAAAUCAAGAAAAUUCAAAAAAUCUUUUGAAUAAUGCCAACGAUGAACAUAAGUCUGACAGUGAUGCAGUAAAUUAUACUCCUACAAUCAAAGCAAAGAGGGCACUUGAAUAUUCAACAUGUGAUACAACAAAAAUAAAGAAUAUGAAGCGAAAAAAAAAAGCAAGCAGUUUAAGUGAUACUGAAUUCAAAAGUUUGGUUUUAAGGCAGCUUGCUGUCAUAAAAGUAAACAUUAAAAAACUUGAUGACCGUAUAAAAAAUCUAAAACAUUCAAAUACUACUAUUUUAUCCAACUCUACUCAGGAAACUAAUCUAAAUGAUUUGAUGGAAGAAUUUCCAAUUAAUACAGAAGAAUCAUUAAAGAAGAUAGAAUUAUCAUUAACUGAUAAAACCUAUAAACUAAACUUGACUGCAGCUCUAAGUAAAUUGGGUGGUUCGAAAACCGACGAAGCUACUAAGUUUAUCCUUCGAAAACUUUUUAGUGACAAACUCGCUAUGACUUAUAGUUGGUGUGGUGGCAAAGGCAAAAGAGUCAUGUCUAGUUUGAAUAUAUCAAGAGUUAUAAUUGAUUCAGUAUUUAAAAUCAUUAAAACAGCGACGGAAGCGGAAAUAAUUUUAAGCAUCAAAAACUGGAUGAGACAUGCCAAGAAAAGAAAUGAAAAUUGUGAGAAAAGAUAUGCAGAUUCCACUGAACAAAUGUCAUUGCCCAUAAAUGAAUGAUCACUUUAUCACAAGUCAAUGUGUAAUAUUAUUAUUAUUUUAUUUUAUUUUUUUUUGUUUAUGCUAAGUCAGCUCACUAUUAAAUAGUCACAUAAGUCAAUGUGCAAUAUUAUUAUUUUAUUUAUUUGUUUUUCUUAUAAUAUGAAGUUAAGUAAUGAAUAUACUAAUAAUCAGUUAAAUAUUACAUAGUCACAUAAGUCAAUGUGCAAUAUUAUAUUAUUUUAUUAAUUUGUUUUUGUUAUAAUUUGAAUUUAGCUAAUAUCAAGUAAUGAGUAAACUAUGUUUUUAUGAUAUAGAAGUAUUAGUGUUAUUAUUUAUUUUUAGUUGUUUUGUUACAUUAUAUGAAUAUAUAAUAUUAUAUGUAUGUUGUAUGUACUUAUAUAAUAUAUAUAAUAUUAUAUGUAUGUUGUAUGUACUUAUAUAAUAUAUAUAAUAAGGUACCUGCAUGAUGUUAAUAAUAUUUUAAAGUUAGAAUAUUUUUACUACAUUGUUAUAUAUUGCUUAUUAAAUAAAGAAUUUAUUUAAAAAAUACAC
Molecule: messenger RNA, 2188 nt
Organism: Metopolophium dirhodum (rose-grain aphid)
Lineage: Eukaryota; Metazoa; Arthropoda; Insecta; Hemiptera; Aphididae
Exons: 8
Coding region: 374-1654 (426 amino acids)
Source: RefSeq, a predicted model, not a curated record